This is a messenger RNA of Capronia coronata CBS 617.96, 1530 nucleotides long. RefSeq lists its product as uncharacterized. Gene Ontology annotation, cellular component: endoplasmic reticulum. The record is from RefSeq and is a predicted model, not a curated record. NCBI's taxonomy places the organism in Eukaryota, Fungi, Ascomycota, Eurotiomycetes, Chaetothyriales, Herpotrichiellaceae. The transcript has a single exon. Bases 1 to 1530 code for a protein of 509 amino acids. Gene Ontology annotation, molecular function: ubiquitin binding.
AUGUCCUCUCCAGACAUCUCACAACUGAAUCCUGCGCAACAGGAGGCGCUGCAGACCUACACGGCGGUGACAGAUCAAGACCCUAUCGCCGCUAUCCCUCUCCUACAGAGAUGCGAAUGGAACGUCCAGAUUGCCAUCGCCCGCUUCUUUGACGGCGAGCCAGCCACCGAUCCUUUGGCAGAAGCUCGUUCUGCCCUCCCUCCCACUUCUGCCCGACAGACUGCGAACCUCCAAUUUGAAUCCCUCGUCUCGUCGGUGCGAUCGGUCCCCCUCCGUCAAGAUCCGGAAGAUAUCGUGGAAAGGGUUGACACGAGCGCAGCAAAUGAAAGGCAAUAUCACCCUUCAUUCCUGCUCUCGAUACUCUUUACUCCAUUCAACAUUAUGUACCGGGUGCUGAGCACGGUGUUGUCUCCACUGGGGUUUCUUGUACCCUCGUUUGUGUCAAGACUAUUUCAGCGUCUGAUAUACCAGCAGUCGAGGCCUGUACGGAGAGCUCUUCCGCCGGCCGAAACCGCAAGAAGGUUCAUUCGGGAGUUCAGCGAAGAAUAUGGAGACAACUCUCUACCAUUCGCUGAAACGGGGUUCAAUCUGACACUUGACGACGCGAAAAAGAAUUUCAAGUUUCUCCUUGUCGUCCUACUUUCCCCGAGUCACGAUGAAAAUACUGGUUGGGUGCAGGAAACGCUUCUUUCGGGCCAGUUGAAAACAUUUCUGGAUUCCCACAAAGACGAACUUUUACUUUGGGGAGGCAAUGUCCGGGACGCUGAAGCCUACCAGGUGUCUUCCAGUUUGCAAUGUACGAAGUUUCCCUUCGUCGGUCUGAUCUGUCAGACGAAUGAUUCCGGCUCUGCGGCCAUGACGGUUGUUCUGCGAGCGUCCGGGCCCAUGCCUGUGUCAGAACUCGUCGCAAAACUCGGAACAGCCAUGACGGCACACCAAGCACAGUUGGCUGCCACCCGAGCUCAACGUGCUGAGCAACAGGCCUCGCGAAAUUUGCGUCAAGAGCAAGAUUCGGCUUAUGAACGCUCCCUGGCUCAGGAUCGCGAACGCGCUCGUCGAAGACGAGAAGAGGCGGAGGCAGCAGCGCGAGCGGAGAAGGAGGCACAAGAGCGAGCGAUGGCUCUAGAAAAGAGAAGAGCGAAUAUUGCUCAGUGGAGACAUUGGCGUGCCCAGUCACUACCGAAGGAGCCCGGGCCUGAGGUCAAAGAUGCCAUACGAGUCAGUAUCCGCAUGGCAUCGGGCGAGCGCAUCAUCCGGAAGUUCCACUCUGAAGCGGAUCUAGAUGAGCUCUACGCUUUCGUCGACUGCUACGAGGUUGUCAAGGCAAAAGAGGCCGCAGGCACGAACGGAGAAGAGGUCGAGGAACCAGUCGGUUAUGAACAUGAGUAUGGCUUUCGACUGGUCUCCCCGAUGCCGCGGACUGUGGUCGACUUGGAAAAGGGAGGCUCGGUAGGGGAAAGAAUCGGCAAAGCAGCAAAUCUGCUCGUCGAACCCGUCGAAGAGGAAGAAGAGGCCUCCGAUGAAGAUUGA